Molecule: messenger RNA, 1744 nt
Organism: Musa acuminata AAA Group (dessert banana)
Lineage: Eukaryota; Viridiplantae; Streptophyta; Magnoliopsida; Zingiberales; Musaceae
Product: cell division control protein 2 homolog
Exons: 8
Coding region: 457-1341 (294 amino acids)
Biological process (GO): G1/S transition of mitotic cell cycle; signal transduction; regulation of G2/M transition of mitotic cell cycle
Cellular component (GO): cytoplasm; cyclin-dependent protein kinase holoenzyme complex; nucleus
Molecular function (GO): cyclin binding; cyclin-dependent protein serine/threonine kinase activity; ATP binding
Source: RefSeq, a predicted model, not a curated record
CCACGCUUCCUCCGUGCCGAGGAGAAGGGAGAAGCGCUCUCUCUCUCUCUCUCGCUCUCGCGCGCGCGCUCGCCUCUCUCUUCCAAGUCAACCGUUCUUGCCUCUUCGGGCUUUCUGCUUUCCAUUCUCCGCCUCCAAAAUCCGAUCGCACGUCUUCAAUCAUCCAUCCCCUUCGUUACCGCCGCCUCGGGGUUCCUUUUACCAUGAUUUUUCGGCUUUUUAAUGCUGUGUUUCUUCUACCUUUGGAAUGCUGAUUUCACUAGGGCUUUCCUCCGCAAUGCAGCCCUUUCUACCAAUCUGGAUUAAUGAGGAUUGUUUUACUGUCUUUUGGAUGUUUAGGAUUCCGUUUAUGUGGUGAAGUCGCUCCCAAGUCAAGUCCUUUCUUUCUCUCCUGCGUGGUGAUCGCUAGGUCGUUGGGUUUCUUGUGAUCCUUUUUCGUGGUAGGGCGACGAUCGAAUGGACCAGUAUGAGAAGGUGGAGAAGAUUGGAGAGGGGACCUACGGGGUGGUGUACAAGGCCCGGGAUCGUCUCACCAAUGAGACGAUAGCUCUGAAGAAGAUCCGGCUGGAAAACGAGGACGAGGGGGUUCCAAGCACUGCCAUCAGAGAGAUCUCUCUGCUGAAGGAAAUGCAGCACAACAACAUUGUCAGAUUGCAGGAUGUAGUCCACAGCGAGAAAAGGAUUUAUUUAGUCUUCGAGUAUCUUGACUUAGACUUGAAGAAGCACAUGGAUUCUUGCCCGGAACUUGCUAAAGAUCCACGAUUAGUCAAAACAUAUUUGCAUCAGAUACUUCGCGGCAUUGCCUAUUGUCAUUCUCAUAGGAUUCUUCAUCGGGAUCUGAAGCCUCAAAAUCUUUUGAUUGAUCGGCGAACUAAUGCAUUGAAGCUUGCAGACUUUGGGCUUGCUAGAGCUUUCGGUAUUCCUGUUAGGACAUUUACACAUGAGGUAGUAACACUCUGGUAUAGAGCACCAGAAAUCCUCCUUGGAUCCAGGCAUUAUUCUACACCUGUGGACGUGUGGUCAAUAGGCUGUAUUUUUGCUGAAAUGGUGAAUCGGCGACCAUUGUUCCCUGGAGACUCUGAGAUUGAUGAAUUAUUUAAGAUAUUCAGAGUGUUGGGUACCCCUAAUGAAGACACUUGGCCUGGAGUUACUUCCUUACCAGACUUCAAAUCUGCUUUCCCCAAGUGGCUUUCCAAGGACCUGGUGACAGUAGUUCCAAAUCUUGCAGCUGCAGGAGUUGAUCUUCUUUCUAAAAUGCUAUGCUUAGACCCAAGUAAAAGAAUCACAGCUCGACAAGCUCUGGAGCAUGAGUAUUUCAAGGAUCUUGGACUGGUGCCAUGAGUAAUGUCCUCAUGACUCAUGGCAAAUUAUCAGCUAGGGCAACAAAAUUCUGCAGCUCAUCUUUAUAUCUCUGCUACCUCUGCUACCCAUCAUGGUUGCCUUCAAAAUCAUCAGAUGUUCCCUACUAGGAUCGUCAACAUUCACAUCUUGACAUGAUCUCAGUUUGGUACAAAGAAGCCCCAUUCAUAGUUCACCUAUAUUACUUAGUAUAACAAUUUAUGACAAGUUUUGUAUUUGUAUGUGCUCUCUCUCUCUCUCUCUCUCUCUCUCUCUCUCUUGUUUUGCACCUAUUUCUUGUUUGUUAUUGACCUCUUUAGAGAGAAUUAAGUAUCACGUGUAUGCUUGAAAUAUUUUCCUUGCUGUUCUGUUUGCAGAAAUAUUAUUUCUGGUAUUCAUGCUACAA